GUCCCGGGGCCGCUCUCGCUGAGGCGGGUUCGGGUUCGGGGGGGGGAUAUGAUUCUGGUGCGGAGCGGCCUGUACAUCGGGGGCCUGGACGCCGUGAGCGAGCCGCGGGCGCUGUGGGAGGCGGGCGUCUCGCACGUGCUGUCGGUGGACUCGCGGCCGCCGCCGCCGCUCCCGGGCGUCGCUCGCACCGAGUUCGUGGAGGCCCCGGACGAGGCCGGCGCCGACCUGCUGAGCCGCCUGGACCGGUGCGUGCGCUUCGUGCAGGAGGCGAAGGCGAGCGAGGCCGUGCUGGUGCACUGUCAUGCAGGAGUCAGUCGAAGUGCAGCUGUGGUUACGGCAUUUAUUAUGAAAACUGAUCAGGUGCCCUUUGAAGAAGCGUAUAUUAAACUCCAGGCCGUUAAACCAGACAUCAAGAUAAAUGAGGAGUUUGUGAAUCAGCUGAAAUUGUAUGAAGCAAUGGGCUGUGAGGUCGAUAUAACUAGUGCCAUUUACAAACAGUAUCGACUGCAGAAGGUCACUGAGAAGUACCCAGAGCUAAGGAAUUUACCUCGAGAAGUAUUUGCGUUAGACCCGACAAGGCUAGGCAAAACGAACGAAGAUCUCUACAGAUGCAGAAAGUGUAGUCGCUCUUUAUUUCGUGGCUCGAGUGUUUUGAGUCACGAGUCUGGGAACGGACCGACAGCCUUUGCGCACAAGAGGACAGCACAGACCGCGGGAGGCAUUCACACCAACUGUACGUCAUAUUUUAUUGAGCCUGUGCAGUGGAUGGAACCUGCACUACUUGGGGUUUUGGACGGACAGCUGCUUUGCCCAAAAUGCAACUCCAAAUUGGGUUCCUUCAAUUGGUACGGGGAGAGAUGUUCCUGUGCUCGCUGGGUGACUCCUGCCUUCCAGAUCCAUAAAAAUCGCGUGGAUGAAGUCAAGCUCUUACAUUUACCCAGCGUGAGAAAUACGAAUAGUUGAAAGACAGAACAUGUGUGAGUGUACGUUGAAAAAGGACAGACUCCAGCCAUCUGAACCACAGCUGAGCCACAGAGAACAUUCAAGCUAAACAAUGGUACAGUGUAACACAGCAACACAUUAGUAAUCCCUGUUGGGCCAAUUAAGACUGUGUGUGCAGGCAUUUGUUUUGGAAGUUGCCUUGGUUUGAACCAUCUUACUGUGAAAUGCAUCAAAAAUGAUUUAAUACAUCAAGCGUGGGGUCAGACCACAUAUCUUUAAAGCAGUUCUAGUCUGGUAUCAUUCCUGACUUAACAUGAGUAGUUAAGAUAUAUGACCAGCCAGUAUUUUUUUGUGAGGUUGUCUAUGUCACUAAACUGUUUUGUGACUAAUAAUGGUCAAAGCUUCCUCAUUAAUAGAAUUAUUCAGACAAGUGAUAAGUACUUUGAGUCAAUUUUCAUAGGCCUGAUACGUUUCCAUUUCAUCUCGGCGGCUCCGGCUCUCUAUAUAUUUGUCAGCACCAGCUACGCUUUCACAUCAUCAAAUCAGGAGUGGCAGCUGUAUGGAAUAUGACACUUCAGAUGGAGCAUUGAGGCUUGGUCUUAUCCCUCACCCCAGCUGGUAAUGAAAUGACUGAAAUUGCCAUUGUACCAACAGAUGAUAUGCAAUGUAUUCUAUCCUAACAGAUUCCUCACUGGUUAAAUGCUUGGAUCCAACACAGAAGAUUUCUUGGAUGAAAUAAUGAAUCAAAAGUGUCCUAGCACAUUGAAGAGUUUUGUAGUUGUGUGUUUAAUUGUGCAAUUAUAGAGUUCAUUGUCUUGUGUGAAAUCUGACAAUAUUGUUGCCCAAUGUUACUGGUACAGCAUUACUGCAUUUACCAAUGUUUUUUUUAAAAAAACGAGCUGAAAUCUUGCAGGCUUGCGGUGAAGUCUGUUGUUUUUAUGUCAGUCCAGUGUUGUUCAAACUUGUCUACGAAUUGGAUUUUAUUUCUCGAUUAGGCCAGAAAAAAAAGUUAAAGGAGAAUCCUUCUCAAUAAUAAUAAAUAAUACUUGCAUUUGAUAUAGUGCCUUAUCACGCCAUUGAGAUGUCUUAAAGCGUUUUACAGGAUAUGUGUGUAUUUCAAAUGAAUGCUCAUUACUUUGUAAUUUAAUGGUUUGAUUUCAAAAAGUGGACGUGUGAUUUUUGUAUGUGCAGUCUGUUUCUUUGGCCUUAUAUAUGUUUGCAACCAGGCAAGAUUUCAGCCAGCUCAGUUUUUCUAACAAACUCCUCCCUCAGAGGAGAAGCAGAUACCUAAUGAGAAGUUAUUUUAAAUUUACUCAGAAAUCUAUUACCUCAAUGGAAAUUAUUUUAAAUUCAAUUCACAAUAAAGCCCUUUCAGCUCGAGGGUAUCUUAAAGAUAUCAACUCUCUAAACCUUGGGCAAGUUUCUUUACUCAUUACUGUUUAGCUAGCAAUAAGCAGAUUGCUUUCCGGAGGUAGUAAUUUAGUUUUAAAAAAAUUUGGUCAUUCACCCCAUGACUUUGUGGGACAUUGCUGCGCCCGUUUGGCUGCUGCAUUUCACCCACAAAAUACAGUCAAUCCACUUUACAAUAUAUCCUGUGAACCACUAUGAGAAGUCUCAACGAUGUGAAAAGGCGCAAUAUCAAAUGUAAGGAUUAUCUUUAUUACUUCAUUUUCUUAUGAUUUUCUCUUUACAGCAUAAAGCUGUUUCUUAAAUAGGUCCAGUGUCCUGGCUUCGAUCUCUCUUCCUGGUAACCCCGUUCUGGCUAUUGAUUACCCACUGCAAUACUUUCUGGUUUCGUGCUAAAUUUGACUCAUAACCCACGCGCCUCAAUGUCUAGAUCUUGAAAUCUCAGCUUGUUCAUAUCUUUCUACAAUAAUUAAUAGUUGGCUAUUUGCUUUCAAUAGUCUUGACGCAAGUCAAGAGCUGGUUCCUUCUGAUAAUAAAAAAGUUAGUCUUGUAUUUUCCAGACUGUAGCCCAGAAUAUCCACUUCAACCACAUUAACAGUGAAAUAUACAACUGUGCCAAUUACGCAAAGGCAGUGACACAUUUGUUCUCUUUCUAUCAGUCACUAACUUCCUUGAUGUUCUGUUGCUGCAGGAGCUGAUAAAACUGCCCCAAUAUGUAGUCCUCUUUUGCGCAAUGCUCAGCAAACUGCGUCACUGCUUUCUGAUUCACUGCAUUUACAGGCAAUGUCUGUAAGAUUGUAAUACAAUGUCUGUUGUAUUCAUUGUAUAUUAAAUAUUCAUUGUAUAUUAAAAGGGACUCAAGUUAACAAGGUGUUGGGGAUCAGCUUGGUGACUAAUUGCUUGUUCUCCCCACUUUGGUUUAGAAGGUUUGUAUCAUUCAGGCCAGAAGAUUCCAGGUUUGAAUCCCAGUCUGCAUUGAGUUUGAUGAUCUUAACUGGACAGCAGUUGAGGUUAAAUAAUAAUAAUAAUCCUUGUAAUAAUAAUUCUUGCAUUUGAUAUAGCACCUUAUCACUAUAGAUAUUGAGCGAGGACCGGAUUGGAGACCUGCCAUAGUCAAAUAAUAAUAAUAAUAUCACUUGCCAGCUCUCAUGUCUUGGCUCAGAGUGAGGUCAUCCAUUCAAGUGAGGUCAUCAAAAUUCCUCUGAUAAAGAGGAGGGGAGAAAAUUGGAGGAACAAAUAUUGUUGCAGGAAAGGCAAAUAUUUUUCCUCCACUCCACGAAAACAGGAACUUCCCACCUGUUAUUUGAGUGGGAAGCGAACUGACAGGAAUGCAAUGAAAGUUAGAAUAGUAACCGGUGGAUUUUUUUUUACAAAAUAACAAACUAUUGCAUCCAGAGCAAUUAUUUUAUUGAACAUCACCGUACAUUGUAAUAAAUUUGCACGAACCCAACUUGGAUAAGGUGCUGAAAAUUAAUUAUUGGAAUGGUGUUUACAAUCUGAAAGGUACAUCAAUUGCUAUAUCCUAGCAACAUUACUUUGUCACUAAUGUGCAUAGGAACAGAAUGGGUAAUACCAAAUAUAACUAGCAUUCGUUGGUCUAAUAUGUGGAGUUUUGUGAUAAAUAUGGGCCCUUGAUCACUGUUUUCACCUUUUACUUAUUAAAGGAGUUUGUUGGAAUACAA
Molecule: messenger RNA, 4031 nt
Organism: Callorhinchus milii (elephant shark)
Lineage: Eukaryota; Metazoa; Chordata; Chondrichthyes; Chimaeriformes; Callorhinchidae
Gene: dusp12
Product: dual specificity phosphatase 12
Exons: 6
Coding region: 49-963 (304 amino acids)
Biological process (GO): protein dephosphorylation
Cellular component (GO): nucleus
Molecular function (GO): protein tyrosine/serine/threonine phosphatase activity
Source: RefSeq, a predicted model, not a curated record